Rotaria socialis is the source of this 1221-nucleotide messenger RNA. The record is from the annotation of a GenBank genome assembly. Lineage: Eukaryota; Metazoa; Rotifera; Eurotatoria; Philodinida; Philodinidae.
AUGGCUCGAAAACUUCAGCUUUUAGCAAUUAUUACUAGUAUUUUAAUAGGUAUUUUUGCAUAUUUAUAUCAUGUACCAAAUAGUGAAGGUGUUCCACAAAUGGAUCGUAUUCGUUUACUUAGUGCUUCAAUGAAAAUCAUUAGUUUUGUUGGUCUAGUAUCUGAAACAUUUGGUUUUGCUCCAGCAUGGUACGUGCAACGUAAUAGUGGUGUAAUCUUAAAGAAAUUGAAACCAACUGAAGUUAAUGUUAAUUUGAAAAUAGAAGAUACAACAAUUGAUGGUGUACCUGUUCGUAUCUACUCUCCACUUGAUUUAAAAGAUGAUAAGGCAAAAUUGUUUCCAGCAAUUAUUUUUUUUCAUGGAGGAGCAUUUUAUAUGGGUUCAAUUGAAACUCAUCAUUCAGUAACACGUGAAUUAGCUCUUCAAACGCGUUUUAUUGUCAUUUCUGUUGGAUAUCGUCUUGCGCCUGAACAUCCUUUUCCAGCUGGACUUGAUGAUUGUAUUAAAGUAACUCAAUAUGUUCUCGAUACAAAUAGUGCAGAGAAAUUAAAUAUUGAUUCAAAACGUGUUGCUAUUUCAGGCGACUCAGCUGGUGGAAAUCUAGCUGCUGUUACUGCAAUGCGAUUCGCCAAUAAUUCAAAUACGCCUCGUCUCCAAAUGUUAAUAUAUCCUGUCCUUCAAUUCUUUGAUUUUAUGGUUCCUUCAUAUCUAACACCUGCAUUACAUAUUUUUCAUUUUGGAAGAGGUGGUCUCGUUCUUGAAUUAUACAUAAACAAAAGUAUCAGUGAGGAUAUAAUUCUUAAUAAUCAUACUAGUAUUGAACAAAAAAACCAAUAUCGUCGAUUUGUUGAUUGGUCAUUAAUUCCAAAUGAAUAUCGACAAAUAUACAAAAAACCAAUAACUGAUAAUAUCGAUGGCAAUCCUAAACUUAUAGAAAAUGCAAAACAAGUAUUACAUCCAGAUCUAUCACCAUUGUUAGUUGAAAAUGAAGAAUUAUCAAAAUUACCAUCAACAUAUAUACUUACAGUUGAUCAUGAUCGAUUAAGAGAUGAAAGUUUUAUAUACGCAGCUCGUUUGAAAACUAAUGGAGUCGAUGUAGUACAUCGUCAUUAUGAAAAUACUUUUCAUGGAUCACUAACUUUCUUAGAUGGAUUAUUUGAGUUAGAUAUUGCUCAUCGAAUGCUCAAUGAUAUUGUUGAAUAUCUCAAAGAGAAGCUUUAA